AGCGGGCGGCUCGAGAGCGAAGCCGCCGGACGGCGCCGGGCGCGAGGCGCCAUGGGCUGCGCGCAGUCGCGCGCGGCGGGGGCGGCGCUUCACCCGAAGCUGCUGGGCCGCUCUGAGUCUGGCAAGGCCAAGGUCGUUUCGGAGUCCAUCCCGGAAGCGCGGCUGGAAACCUUUCUGGUGCUCCGCGUGCUUCGCGCGGACCUGCUGAGGAGUUUCGAUGCCUACGGCAAGAUGGACCCCUUCACAGUGGUCGAGUGGCUGGAUCGGAGAGGUUCUCGCAAGGAGAUCUCGCGCACGCGCAUUGACUGGAAUGCAGAUCUGCAUCCACACUGGGACCACACGUGUCGCGGCCAGCCCUUCAAGCUCGGAUCUGAAGAUGAGGUGGAGUUCCAGGUCUUGGAGGGCAAUGUCAUCGGUCGCCCCACCUUCUGCGGCGCCGCGCGGGUCACGGUGGACGAGCUGCUGCCCACAAACUUCUCCAUGGAGGGCACUUCCGCAGGGCCGGUCACGGAGCUGGAGCUGCGGCUCAGCGCGGAGCUCACGGGCCACGUCUUCGUGCAGGCGCUGCUGGUGGCCUCCGCGGAUCGCAGCGACGAGCGCCUGAGGCUCACCAAGGUGGACCCCGUGAUGUUCGAGGGCCCCAUCGAGCGCCUGGGCGUGUCCGGCGGCAGCGCGGCCUUUUUCAAGCUGCGCCUGAAAGGAUCUCGGCCCCCGGACUAUUUCAUCGGCAAGGACCUGAGCCACGCGGAGGACGAGGUGACCUUCUACGAGGAGGCGCUGAGUCUACGGCGGCGGCCGGGCUCCGCGGGGCUGGGCCAGCUGCUGGGCUACACCCUGGAGUACGCCGGCGUGCUCAGCUCCACCGAGGAAACGCCGUCGGGCGAGAAGAAGACGGAGUUGCUGGUCAUGCGAAACCUGCGAUCGGGCUGUGCCAAGCUCAGAUUGCUGGACAUCAAGAUUGGCCAGAAGACAGCGCAGGCUGGGUGGCAGGGCAAGAGUCGGGCUGCAGCGCUUCGACAAAGCGUGGUGGAUGGGGUCACCAACUCUUCCUGCGAAGGGUUCCGCUUGGAGGGCUUCGACGGGCGCCCGCCGGCGCUGGAGUCCAUGGACCCUCUGCUGGACCUGGGCAUGACCGGCAACGCCAAGAUGGCCAAGAAGGCGCUGCGUGUCAUGCUCCAGCGGAUGACGGCGGCAGAGAUGCUGCUCCACUGGCUGGACGUGCACCAAGAGCCGGCUGACAUCGAAGAUGGGCAGCUGACCUCGAGGAUCUGCACUGCGGAGCUGGCAGAGCUGGCCUGCCAUGAGGCUGUCCGGCAGCUUUGUGGUCUGGCCGUGGCGUGCCGACGAUCCCCGGUUCCACAGAAGUGGAUCGGGAGCUCCGUGGGCCUGAGCUUCGACGCCAGCCUGCCGAAGCGCAGCACCGCCCAGGAGGAAGUUCGCAAGUCCACGCUGGUGUGCACCUUUGACUGGGGUCGUUCCGAGCUCAACACCAUAGACAAGCACAUGCUGAUGAGUGAGAAGGACCAGCUGGAUCGGGGCGAGUUUUGGCGCUACUACAUGGGCGGCAUCGACCGCCUUGCUUGGGAAGCUGCCAGAGCUUACCGGCAUCGCUUCAGCUGCAAGAAAUGGUCGUUGCUGACCUUCAAGGUCUGCGACUUUGACUCCAUGUCAGAGAACGACUUCAUCGGCCGCCUCACGGUGCCGGUGGAGGAGACGCCCGAGCGGACCGCAGAUCUCACCUCGAAGGACGGGAACCACGUGGUGGGGGAGAACGCCUGGCGCGGCUCGGCCUCGCUCACCUUCUCCAUCACCUGGCGGAGGUACCCCAAGCCCUCGCGGCUGCUAGGGGCUUGGCGAGUGCAGCUGAAGCGGGCACAGCACCUGCCGCGGCAAGACAAGAUGCAGCUCAGGACCACCUCGGAUCCCAUGUGCGAGAUCACCGCCUGUGCGGAGGAUCCGAAUGGUUUGUUGUGCCUACGCCAGGUGAGCAGCGUGAAGGUCCGGCAUUUGGAUCCGGAGUGGAAUGAGGUCUUCGACCUCCCCGUCCUCGAGGAGGACUAUUUGGAGCAAGCGCUCGAAGGCGCCGCCCCGGGGCUCGGACAAGAUCUCCAGGGCCUUUUUCCCCCGGAGAAGAUGCCCUCGUGGAUGCGGGAUCAGAUGAAUCCCCAGACCAGGAGUCCGGGGCGUUCUUCCUCGUUCUCGCGGUCCAGCAACUCCGAAACGGAGGUCCUGGAGAGGGCCUUGGAGGGCUGGAAGACCCGCCUGGACGCCGCCAGCUCUACGGAGCUCACGCCCUCCGCCUCCGCCCGCAGCCCCACGCGCUCGGUGGGCAGCCCCACGCGCACGGCGGUUCCGGAGCAGCAAGGAGUGAACCGAGAGACCACUGCUGCCACGGUGGCUACAGCAGCGACAACCGAACCAGGCGAAGCGGAACCUGACGACACCCGGUGGAUCGUUCGGGUGAUCCCAGAGGAGGCCCGCACAGGCCACAGGGAGAUCCCCGCGCUGCGCCGGAUAGGUGACUCUGAAGCUAGGGAAGAGGACGACGGACCUGCGCAUGAAGCUGGCAUAGUGACUGCUUGUAGAACGGACUAUGAACCGGACGGGCCCCCGGCCAUGACACCCAUCCGCACCGUGGAUGAGAGGGAGGCCCAACGCGCUAUGUGCUGGGACUUCUCCUGCGCGUGCAUGCCGACUUAAGACCUCAGGGUAAAUCGGCGACGCUUCCCUCAAGGUGGCUUGGGAUUGGUUUA
Molecule: messenger RNA, 2753 nt
Organism: Effrenium voratum
Lineage: Eukaryota; Dinophyceae; Suessiales; Symbiodiniaceae
Source: the annotation of a GenBank genome assembly